Sipha flava (yellow sugarcane aphid) is the source of this 2430-nucleotide messenger RNA. RefSeq names its product tryptophan 5-hydroxylase 1 (gene Trhn). The transcript has 11 exons. The record is from RefSeq and is a predicted model, not a curated record. Gene Ontology annotation, biological process: aromatic amino acid metabolic process; serotonin biosynthetic process. Bases 206 to 1732 code for a protein of 508 amino acids. NCBI's taxonomy places the organism in Eukaryota, Metazoa, Arthropoda, Insecta, Hemiptera, Aphididae. Gene Ontology annotation, molecular function: tryptophan 5-monooxygenase activity; iron ion binding. Gene Ontology annotation, cellular component: neuron projection.
UGAAAGGCACGAAAGCUCUUUUCGAGGGCAAGCCGCCACCACCACGUAUCCCAUCCCCAAUUACCUUGUAUAACCGACUCUGUUACGUAGCAGUCGUAUCUGAGAAACUGUUGCGUUUACCGUCACCGUCGCCGCCACCGCCGAAACCGUAAAAAACAACGAUAAUAGAAAUUACGUUCGACUUGCAGUGUUCAAUUGGUUCUAAAUGAGCGGCUCCGGAAAAAGUCUUCUUGGCCUUUGGCUUUAUCGAACCGGAGAAGAUUGGACUCUAAGAGAGGCGUCUCAAGAAGAUGCAAGAGUGAUAAGUGGACGAUCCGAUCAGACAAGAUUUGACUCCAGGAGUUCUGUAAUAUUUUCGCUAAAAAACCAAGUCGGUGGACUUGCUCGAGCUUUGCAAGUUUUUCAAGACUUGGGAGUAAAUGUAUUGCACAUCGAAUCUAGACCAUCUCGUCGUAGCAAAUCGGAAUUCGAAAUCUUGGUCGACGUGGAAUGCGACAGCAAGAAAAUGGAGCAAUUGACUGGUAUGUUGAAGCGUGAGGUGGCUGCUAUAAAUCUGGCGACGUAUGAAAGUGGUGGAGAAGUACCGCCACCAACUCCUAUGUCGGCGACCGCCAGUUUUGAUUUUUCAGAAUUUGAAGUUCCUUGGUUUCCGAAAAAAAUUUCUGAUUUAGAUCGAGCUCAAAGAGUACUUAUGUACGGAACGGAAUUAGAUGCUGAUCAUCCAGGGUUUAAGGAUCCGGUGUACCGGAAGAGGCGAGUAGAAUUCGCAAACAUAGCGAACACAUAUAAAUACGGACAUCCAAUACCAAGAGUUCAGUAUACCGCAGAAGAGAUUAAGACUUGGGGUACCGUAAUGCGUGAACUUCACAAAUUGUACGUAAAAUACGCGUGCAGGGAGUACUUGGAAAAUUGGCCGGAACUGGUGAAAUACUGUGGCUACCGGGAAGAUAACAUUCCGCAACUACAAGACGUUAACACGUUUUUGAAACGCAAAACCGGAUUUCAGUUACGACCGGUGGCCGGCUACUUAUCUCCCAGGGAUUUUCUUUCCGGAUUGGCGUUCCGCGUGUUUCACUGCACUCAAUAUAUACGUCAUUCAUCCGAUCCGUUUUACACGCCAGAACCUGAUUGCUGUCACGAACUCCUGGGCCACAUGCCGUUGCUGGCCAACCCCAUGUUCGCACAGUUCUCGCAGGAGCUAGGGCUAAACUCUCUGGGUGCCAGUGACGAGGACAUCGAGAAACUAGCCACGUUGUACUUUUUUACAGUGGAGUUUGGUAUGUGCAAACAAGAUGGAGAGAUGAAAGUUUAUGGAGCUGGACUGUUGAGUUCCGUAGCUGAGUUACGACAUGCGAUCGAAACCAAGGAAAAAAUUAUACGAUUUGAUCCCGAAAUUACGGUCCACCAAGAAUGCAUUAUAACUUCUUAUCAAAACGCAUACUAUUACAGUGAGACAUUCGAGGAGGCAAAGGAAAAAAUGAGAGAGUUCGCAGAUAGUAUUCAAAAACCGUUCGGCGUACGCUAUAAUCCGUACACACAGAGCGUGGAGAUUUUGAGCAACACAGACAAAAUAGUGGCACUGGUAUCAGAGCUAAGGGGCGACUUGUGCAUCGUGAGCAAUGCGCUGAGAAAAAUCCACGCCGAAGACGAAGCGGUGGAGAACAUUAACAAUAUGUUGCACAAAGGAAUGAACAUGAGCGGGGUUUCACCGGAAAAAUCUCCCGAAAAAUAAACCGAUAUUAAACCUUAGGGCAUGGUUUUUAACAAAUCACUACUUCUAAUACUACUAUUAUUACAAUAACGAUUAUUAUUAUUAUUAUUAUUAUAUGAAACGUCUAGUCGAAUAUCACUUAAUCGAAAACUGUUAUUAAUAUUCAUAUACACUAUUUUUGUCGUGACGAAAUACCGAUAAAAUAUUGGUUCAGACAACGUGGUUAUAAUUCGUUUUCCAAACUAUAUUCAAUCUAAUAAUCUAAUCUAUAUAUAAGUACGAUUGUGAAUAUAUUUAAUGGCAAUCUUUUGGGUGCGGUUAUUGGCGGAUAUUUUGUUAUAUACAGUAACAGAUAGUGCUCGAAUUGUAAAAAUAAAGUAGAGACAUAUUAUAAAUUUAAUAGGAAAGUAGAUCCGGCAUUCCUCUCUUCCUAUAAAAUACGUGAGACAAAUAAGCUUCAGUUUUUGAAAAAAAUGGUCGGAGUUCUUAGUCCCAUUGCUUCCCCCUACCCCUCAAUUCGAGCAUCUGUAUUAAUAUUACGGUUAGUCUAGAUUGAAUUGUUACCAAUUUGAAUUAUUUAUUGUUUGAACUAUACUCGGUUAAAUUAUUUAAAUAGUUUAAAAAAUACGUGUGUCAUAAAAAGCUCUUUAUCCGUAAACGAUUUACGUUACACUUAAAAAACAUUAUUUUGAGUAGUUGUAGUUUAUAAUCUUUAGUUU